This is a messenger RNA of Nicrophorus vespilloides, 3204 nucleotides long. RefSeq names its product fibrillin-1-like. The transcript has 6 exons. The record is from RefSeq and is a predicted model, not a curated record. NCBI's taxonomy places the organism in Eukaryota, Metazoa, Arthropoda, Insecta, Coleoptera, Silphidae. The coding region runs from base 21 to 3149 and encodes 1042 amino acids.
CUCGGCGAAGCGCAGAGAUCAUGAGGUUCGCGCUGUGCGUUGUUUUCGUUGCGUGCGUCGUCGGGUUGGUGCAAGGAGUCGGGAAUAUUUGUACCAGAGAGGUCAACACACCGGUGUCGUCAAUGAAAUUGGAACCGACGAAAGUGCACAAGUUCGUUGUCGAUUAUAAACGAAGAAUUAGAUACUCGACGACGCCUUUUAAUCUUCUAGCGCAAAAGAAGUGCAGGCACAUUCUAAUAGAUUGUAUUGAGAAGACUGCAUACUUCAAAGAAACUGAAUCGUACUGCUGCAAUGGAUACACGCAGAUAACGAAAACUCCGUUGAAAUGUGGACCGAAAUGCAGCAAAGCCUGCAUCAACGGAUUCUGCUCGAAUCCAGAAGUUUGCACUCCAAAUGCUGGAUAUAAAUUGAAUCCGUCUGAUAAAUAUAAGAGUGAUCCUAUUUGUUCGAAGCCGUGCAUCAAUGGUUGGUGUUCUAUGCCGCAAGUUUGUACACCAAAUGCUGGGUAUAAAUUGAAUCCAACUGAUAAGUAUAAGAGUGAUCCUGUUUGUGCAAAACCUUGCAUAAAUGGUUGGUGUUCUAAACCUGAAGUUUGUACAGCUAAUUCUGGAUAUAAAUUGAAUCCGUCUGAUAAGUAUAAGAGUGAUCCUAUUUGUUCGAAGACUUGCAUCAAUGGAUAUUGUUCAAAACCUGAAGUUUGUACAGCUAAUUCUGGGUAUAAAUUAAAUCCGUCUGAUAAGUAUAAGAGUGAUCCAGUUUGUUUGAAGCCUUGCAUCAAUGGAUAUUGUUCAAGACCAGAAGUUUGCACUCCAAAUGCUGGGUAUAAAUUGAAUCCAACUGAUAAGUAUAAGAGUGAUCCUGUUUGUGCAAAACCAUGCAUAAACGGUUGGUGUUCUAAACCUGAAGUUUGUACAGCUAAUUCUGGGUAUAAAUUGAAUCCGUCUGAUAAAUAUAAGAGUGAUCCAGUUUGUUCGAAGCCUUGCAUUAAUGGAUAUUGUUCAAAACCAGAAGUUUGUACACCAAAUGCUGGAUAUAAGUUGAAUCCAUCUGAUAAGUAUAAGAGUGAUCCUAUUUGUUCGAAGCCUUGUCUCAAUGGAUAUUGUUCAAAACCUGAAGUUUGUACACCAAAUGCUGGGUAUAAAUUGAAUCCAACUGAUAAGUAUAAGAGUGAUCCAGUUUGUUCGAAGCCUUGUAUUAAUGGAUAUUGUUCAAAACCAGAAAUUUGUACACCAAAUGCUGGAUAUAAGUUGAAUUCAUCUGAUAAGUAUAAAAGUGAUCCUGUUUGUUCGAAGACUUGCAUCAAUGGAUAUUGUUCAAAACCUGAAGUUUGUACACCAAAUGCUGGAUAUAAAUUGAAUCCGUCUGAUAAGUAUAAGAGUGAUCCAGUUUGUUCGAAGACUUGCAUCAAUGGAUAUUGUUUAAAACCAGAAGUUUGCACUCCAACAACAGGAUAUAGUUUAGAUCCAAAUGAUAAAUACAAGAGUGUUCCAUUUUGCAGUAAACCUUGUGUAAAUGGAGUCUGUUCAAAACCAGAAAUUUGUACACCCAAUUCAGGACAUAGUCUAGAUCCAAAAGACAAAUAUAAAAGUAAUCCAGUUUGCAGCAAACCUUGUGUAAAUGGAAUAUGUUCAAAACCAGAGGUUUGCACUCCAACAACAGGAUAUAGUUUAGAUCCAACAGACAAAUACAAGAGUAAUCCAGUUUGCAGUAAAUCUUGUGUGAAUGGGUAUUGUUCAAAACCUGAAAUUUGUUCACCUAAUCCAGGAUAUAGGCUAGAUGCAAAAGACAAAUUUAUGAGCAAUCCAAUUUGUAGCAAGCCUUGUGUAAAUGGAGUCUGUUCAAAACCAGAAGUUUGCACUCCAACAACAGGAUACAGUUUAGAUCCAAAAGACAAAUAUAAAAGUAAUCCAGUUUGCAGCAAACCUUGCAUAAAUGGUUGGUGUUCUAAACCAGAAGUUUGUACACCCAAUACAGGAUACAGCCUAGAUCCAAAAGACAAAUAUAAAAGUAAUCCAGUUUGCAGCAAAUCUUGUGUAAAUGGAUAUUGUUCAAAACCUGAAGUUUGUACACCUAAUCCAGGAUAUAGUCUAGAUCCAAAAGACAAAUUUAUGAGCAAUCCAAUUUGUAGCAAGCCUUGUUUAAAUGGAGUCUGUUCAAAACCAGAAAUUUGUACACCCAAUGCAGGAUAUAGUUUAGAUCCAAUAGACAAAUACAGGAGUAAUCCAGUUUGUAGCAAACCUUGUUUAAAUGGACAUUGUUUAAAACCUGAAGUUUGCAUUCCAGCUACAGGAUAUAUUAUAGAUCCAAAUGAUAAAUUCAAGAGUGUUCCAGUUUGCAGUAAACCUUGUGUGAAUGGAAUCUGUUCAAAACCAGAAAUUUGUACACCCAAUUCUGGAUAUAGUUUAGAUCCAACUGAUAAAUUCAAGAGUAUUCCAGUUUGUAGCAAACCUUGUGUAAAUGGAAUCUGUUCUAAACCAGAAGUUUGCACUCCAACAAUAGGAUAUAGUUUAGAUCCAACAGACAAAUAUAAGAGUAAUCCAGUUUGUAGCAAACCUUGUAUAAAUGGAGUCUGUUCAAAACCUGAAGUUUGCACUCCAAAAACUGGAUAUAGUUUAGAUCCAACAGACAUUUGCAGUAAACCUUGUGUAAAUGGUUAUUGUUCAAAACCUGAAGUCUGCACACCAAAUACAGGAUACAGUAUAGAUCCAAAAGACAAAUACAAGAGCAAUCCAAUUUGCGAUCCACACUGCGACAACGGUGAGUGCGUUUCACCAGGCGUCUGCAAAUGCCAAGAAGGCUACAAACUGAACGAGAAGAAGAUAUGCGAGAAGGAGUGCCCGUUCGGAUGCGUCAAAGGGAUUUGCGUGGACGGAACGUGCAUCUGCGAGGAAGGCUUCAUUGGGGAAAUCUGCGAUUUCUCGUUCGACAAUUAUUUGGAGCCGUCAGAGUACAAAGGCGAUAAAACGAUAAAUUGGUCCGCCUCGGGUAUGCUCGGUCUUAUAAUUGCUGUCAGUAUGCUGGUAUUCCUGUUCCUUUUAUCGACGAUCGUCAAGUGCCAGAAGAAGAAGCGUAUGAGGAAUAGCAUAGCGGAAAUGAACGAGUUUAGAAUCGAAGAGAUCUUAAGUGGUUCAGAUGUUGUGUAUUCGUAAUAUAAUUUAGUUUUACUAUAUGUUUUCCUAUUUUUGUAAAUUGCUUUAAAAAAAA